This is a messenger RNA of Episyrphus balteatus (marmalade hoverfly), 1999 nucleotides long. RefSeq names its product solute carrier family 52, riboflavin transporter, member 3-A-like. Gene Ontology annotation, biological process: riboflavin transport. Gene Ontology annotation, cellular component: plasma membrane. Gene Ontology annotation, molecular function: riboflavin transmembrane transporter activity. Bases 337 to 1797 code for a protein of 486 amino acids. The record is from RefSeq and is a predicted model, not a curated record. NCBI's taxonomy places the organism in Eukaryota, Metazoa, Arthropoda, Insecta, Diptera, Syrphidae. The transcript is spliced from 4 exons.
GAGUGCAGAAUAGACCUAAUCUGUGUUGAUUAUUUUAUUUUUUGUUUACAUUAAAUACAAAGUUGCAGAUUCGAAAAAAAAAGUAAAUUCUAUUUAUAGAUUUGCAAAAAUAAACCUACAUUUGUUGGGUUAUCAGUAAAAUAAAGUGAGCAUAUUACAACAAAAUAUUAUUUAAAAUGAAAAUUGCAAACAUUUUGGUUAGCUUGUGAUACUCUUAUACAUGUAAUAAUUUCGAUAAUCCUCCGAUUAUCCUCAUCAUAUCAAAACAAUAUAUAUAUAUAUAUUUUGGUGUUAUAAAUCAUUGCAUAACGGUAUUACUGAUAUCGAUUUGCAGUAAUGAAUACUAACGAUGGUGAUGGAGAACCUGAAAUUGGCCAAGACAAUACAGUCCACAUUAUACCGCACGAUCAGGCGUUUUCGUCCGAAGUUGAUUACAGAGGAAGUCCAGCUGACAGCGAUACGCCAGACGAGAGCAGAUCCCUUCUCCAUCCAAACAUGCGAGAGAGAUUGCUAAGAUAUCGUGAUAGAAUCAAAGAUCGAAACCUUAUUGUCGAUUUGCUAGCAUUGACUUUCGCCGUUGGUACAUGGCUUUGUGUUAAUGGAACGUUUCUUCAACUUCCGCUUCUGGUUGACACAGCACCAGAAUCAUGGAGUCUUCCAUCGUAUCUCAGUAUUGUUGUACAGUUGGGAAAUUUUGGACCAUUGAUGUACACCAUCGUUCAAAAAAUCUCACAUGACAAUAUAAACGAAUCAAUAGCAAUCUAUACUUUCAAAAUAGCCGGAACUAUUUCAGCAAUUCUGGCAGCGUUUUUUUACGAUCGCACAGCAGUUAUAGGGGGAAAAGAAUAUAGUGUGGCACUUUAUAUAUUCAUGUUUCUAUUUGCCGUGACAGCAUGCACAAGUUCGGUACUAUUCAUGCCAUAUAUGGGACGGUUUAAAGAAAUUUAUCUAAUCACAUAUCUUUGUGGCGAAGGAGUUAGCGGACUGUUACCUAGUAUUGUAGCUUUGAUUCAAGGAGUUGGAGGAAGCAGUGAAUGUGUUCUACACCAGACUGAGGAAGGACCAGUUUGGGAGAAGUACACCACACCACCACUAUUCGGAACGAGAGUAUUCUACAUAAUUUGUUUUGGAUUAAUGAUAUGCAGUUGCAUUGGUUUCUUACUUUUGGAUCGCUUAAAGUUGGCCAAGAAAGAAUAUGCCAAUGUAACCGUGACAACUGGAAAUAAGUAUACUUAUAAAAAAGAUAAUGGAAGUUCCAAGGUCGUUGAAAAGCUGGUCGAAAUUUCAUCCUUUCAAUACAAAUGCACACUUUUGCUCAUGGGACUGAUAAGCUUUUUUGCCAAUGGCAUGUUCAGUAGCAUUCAAUCAUAUUCCACAAUGCCUUAUGGAAAUGAGGCAUAUCAUUUGACAGCAACUUUAAGUUUAAUAGCGAAUCCUAUAGCUUGUUUUUCGGCUGCCUUUUUGCCUCAUACUAGUUUAAAGGCAAUUCUUUCGUUAACUUCAAUUGCUGUUGUAUGUUCAAUUUACGUCUUUGUGACGGCUUUCAUGAGUCCUAAUCCAUUUUUGGUGGACAGUUCCUGGGGUAGUACACUAGUGGUAACAAUAUGGACAGUUUUGAUAGGAAUAGUAAGCUUCGUCAAAGUUUGCAUAACAACAGUGAUGCGUGCUCAAGGUGGCAAGUCUCUUGUUUGGACUGGAGCUGUUUCUCUAACGGGUUCUGCUGUCGGAUCAGUAUUGAUUUUUGUGCUGAUUAAUUGUACGUCGAUUUUUAAGUCGUACGAUGAGACUUGCGGAUAAAUAUUUUGUUAAUGUUAAGAAUUAGAAGUGUAAUACUUUAAAUAUAUUCAUCUAUUUUAAAGUAAAACAAAUUUAAACAUUAUUUUUUAUACGAUUUAUAUUAAUUGUAAUAUUAAAUUAAGUGGACAAUAUUAAGUUUAAACUUGCAUGAUGUGAUCUAACAUCUAAUACAUUUAAACACACUUAAAUAUUAUAUAUUUUU